Empidonax traillii (willow flycatcher) is the source of this 8006-nucleotide messenger RNA. RefSeq names its product kinetochore scaffold 1 (gene KNL1). Gene Ontology annotation, biological process: cell division; protein localization to kinetochore; attachment of spindle microtubules to kinetochore. Gene Ontology annotation, cellular component: nucleus. The coding region runs from base 102 to 6998 and encodes 2298 amino acids. The record is from RefSeq and is a predicted model, not a curated record. The transcript is spliced from 26 exons. Lineage: Eukaryota; Metazoa; Chordata; Aves; Passeriformes; Tyrannidae.
CGCGGGAGCGGCGGCGGCCAUUGCCCGUGUCCGGGGCGGAUCCUGCGGGGAGCGAGCGCGGGAGAAAGGCGGGAGGAGAAGGGAAAGCACAUCCUUCAGCGAUGGACAAGAUUUACACAGACCCAAACAUAGAAAAUGAAAACACGGAGCACAUCAGAGGGAAGCGACUGUCCUCUAUUUUAAAGGCUCCGCGAAAUCCUUUGGAUGAUCUGGGAAAUGGGAACGAACUGACCCAGGAUAUUAACACAGAGAAACGAAGGAAGAGCUCGCGCCGGGUCAGCUUUGCCAACACCAUCAACUGCAGAGUCUUCCAGCGAGAUCUUAAGAACAGCAUAUCAGAGAGAGAAAAUAUAGAGUAUGAAGCAGAUAAGGAUGAUGUCUUUAAUAAGCAGAAUAAGGAAACCGAAGCUGUGUCGUGUGAGAUCACUGGGAUGAACACUUUGCUUCAUGCCCCCAUCCAGGCUUUGGUGCAGCAAACUGAGUGGCAUGAUGUGGACCAGGCUGUCCUAAGGGCGAGCAGGCAGGACACCACCCUACUGUUCUCGGAGGAGAACGCCAUGGAGAUGACAGCCAGUCACACGGCCCUGAUAUCCCGCAACCUCAGGACCCAGCAGGCCGACAGAACUGAGAAAAUAGACAUCACCUCCUUCCUGGCCGGGCUGAACUCCGGCCACGGCAGGGCAGAAACCAGCCAGGGAUUCGGUUCGCUCCCCGAGCCCGCCAACCACCCGUGCCCGUUCCCGGGGCAGAAGGAAGAGGCUCCUGCUGUAAAAAAAAUAGAUUUCAAUGAAUUUCUGCUGAGCCUGAAGUCCAGUGAGAAGGCACCGAGUCCUGCUGAGGGACCUGACAAGGAGAAUGUUUUCUUUGUCCCUUGCCAAGGCCCAGACAACGUGGCACUGUCGUCCGAGGGAUUUUUCUAUUCCCAGGAGCCGCUGCACACCUGCAACGUAACAGAAGUCUUUCAAGGACAAGAAGGUGGGAUGGAAGUGACAAAAUGUGAGGCAGCUGGUGUUAAGGUUCCAUUCCCUGGUGUUGGUGAGGCUCCUCCGGAGCAGCUGGAGUGUGUGGAUGUCACCCAGGCCUUCGUGGACGAUGGGAUGGACAUGACAACCAGCCACACUGCAAAAGUGUCCUUUCCCUGCUCCGGUGUUGGGAACCAAAGUCUCCACUUCCAAAGGGAUUCCCCAUCCACAGAGUUAGAUAAUUUUUUGUUGAAGGGAGCGUCUAAUCAGAAGCUGACUCAGCAGGACCCUCAGCUCUGUGCAGACAGGAAAGCAGCAAAUGCUGAAGACAGAGGAGCCCCUGCAAUGCUGAGAGGGGGGAGGCAGGAGGUCAGGUCAGUGUCUGCCGUCUGGGGAUCCGUGUCCUCUGAGACCGUCUUCCGAGGGGACAAAACUGUUGUGUUUUCUAAAUGUGAGGACAUGGAAAUGACUGGGAAUUACACAGACAUCAUCUACAACGACAGCACCAUGGGAAUGGACAGUUUGUGUCAUAAAACUUGUGAAAAGCCAGUGACCACGAACCCUGUGCUAGCAGCAAGCUGGCACCCAGCACAUGGGGACGGGGACAUCCCACAGGGUGUGACACCUGGAGAUUGUGGAGCUGCUGUGUCCUGUAAAACCAGUGCACUCGAACUGCCUUCAGCCUCAGGUGGACAUAUGGAAAACGUGGCCCAAGCUCAUGGUCCUGCUGCAGCGAAUGCUGGGUUUGGCUCACGUACAGAUCUGGGUGCUCCAAGGAGCAGGUUCCAUCCCUCAGCACAGCCUCAGCUGGUUCCUUCAGGUGAGAAGACAGUAAUAUUCCCAGGAGAAGACAUGGACUUGACUAAAGCCUGCGUUAAGGAAGAUGGAAAGAGUGUUGAUAAUGAAUCUCCCACUGCAGUGUCCACCUCUGUCACCUGCAAACCUCAUUUUCUGGAUAACAGAUCCACAGCUUCCAGUGGAGCUGAGCAGGAAGAAAUGGAAACAACGAAGUGCCACACUGUUGUCAUUGGUGAUCAAAGCAGUGGGACAACUGCAGAAACCAAACAAAUGCUCUGUGAAAUCGUUCCAAGAGAGAACCUGAACAAAAAUGUCAUUGAGGGUGCAAAUUCCGUAGAUGUGGACAAGGAAAAUAUUGAGGUGAUGAGUAUUGAUGGGAACACUGAAAGGAGCCAGGCUAUAGAAAUGAAUACUGAAAAUCUUCAGAUGAUCAGAACAAACAACUUCCAGGCAAGUGAUCUGAGUUCCUGUGCCAAGAGCAGGUUUUUGUUCCAACAGCAAAACAGAGGAGUCCCUGGGAACGCUGUCGCUGGCACAAGUGACAGAACAGUCGCGUUUUCAGGUGAUCAAAGCAUGGACAUAACCAAAGCUUAUCCUGCUGCCUUUGAUGUUGCUCCUGUGAACACAGGACAAGAAUCCAAUAAUAAUAAUAAUCACCAAAAUAAUGCAGUGUCCGAGCAGUUGCAAAACCAGCCCUUCCCAUUUUCCGGUCGUCUCGGUGUGGAUGUCACGAGUCAAACUGCAGCAAUGGAAAGUGGAGACUUGAACACAAAGCAAAUUGUUACUCCUUUGGCUCCAAGUGGUUCGUUUAUUUUCAGUAACAAGCCUGCUCCCUCUGGAAUGAGAGGAAACGAGCAACCUGGAACGGCCUUAGGAAUAAAUGCGGAUUGCCAAAACUCGGGCAGGCAAGAGAAAACCCACCCUGAGAGGGCCGUAAACAAAGCAGAGCCAACCCAAGUAGAUCCUGAGAGACAUUUUCCGACGGGUGAAACACUUGCUUCGGGAGAGGAUUUAAAACCUCCUCCUUCAGCUGAUGGGCUGCGAGCUGGGACAUCUCGGCCCUGGAGGGGAAGUUCCCAGCUGCCUCUGUUUGGAGGAAAGUCAGUUGUGUUUCCCUCAGGUGAAAGCAUGGACUUGACCGGAAGCUGUGUGAUGAUGGUUCCUGAUUACACCAUCAACGUUGUUCUGUCACAACCAGAAGCAGCACCUGAAGACCCAGAUAGAGGUGGAAAUAAAAUCAAGCCCUUAAAAAUGGUGCCCACGAUGACAGCGAAUAAUCGGGAGCAGCCUGUGGGACAGGAGGACUCCUCAGUAUCUGGCAGGAAAACGUUGCCCAUGAGCAGUUUAAAACAUUUUGCUGAUGAGAAAACCACCCUGUUUUCCGAAGGUGCCGACAUGGACAUCACCAGGAGUCACACGGUGUCAGCAGACAACAGAGUCAUUUUCCAGGGGAAGACUUCAGACGACGCCACAGCUCUGAUUUCUGGAGAUCAAACUUGUGUUUUCCCCUCUGACAUGGAAAUAACUAAACUUGAUCCCUCUGCAGUCAGUAAAUCCGUGGGGAAAGCUGCAUCUCAGGGGGUGCUCAGCACAGCUAAAAGGACUGGAAGGAAAAGCUUGAAGGGAACACCAGGGGAAAAGACUGUUUUGUUCUCCCUGAGCAAUGAGGACAAUGACAUGGAGAUGACCCAGAGCCACACGGCUGCCAUAGGCCACGAGAUUGUGCAGGAUGAGGGAGGGCUCCAUUCCCUCUCUUCAGCUCAUCCUGUGAGGAGUGUUAUGUUUACAGGGAGCCAGGCUGAUGUGGGCAUUUCCAAGUCUUUCUCUGCUGAUAAAACCACAGGAAAAGUUGCAUGUGGUGUUCAGCCAAACUCUGGUGAGGAGGCUGGACUUCUCCACAGCCGAGUUACCGUCUUUGCUGAGGAGGACAUGGAAAUGACCAAACCCUGCCACAUGGCUUUGGCAGAGAAACCCCUGCAGGGCUGGCAGCCUGUUCCCUCCACCUCCACAAUCCUGUUCUCCAGUUGUCAGGAUGCCAUGGAAGUGACCGGUUCUCACUCCGUUCAUCCAGGUGUUGGAGGAGACCUCUGUGAGGACAGAUGGAUCCCGACGGAGCAGGGUGGGCAGGAAGCUGCUGCGGGGGGCAAAACAGUCAUUUUUGCUUCGGCUGAGGAUAUGGAGAUCACCAAAACUCACACAGCACAGGACCCACAACCCCUUCCAGCCAUUCCUGCUGAUAAAACUGUUGUGUUUGCCCUCCACCAGGAUGACAUGGAGAUCACUGCAUCCCAUACUGUUGCUGUUAACAACGAUAUUGAUGGAUUUGAGGGCCACACGAGCACUCAGCACUCACCGCAGCACACACACACUGUGCUGGGGCCUUCCAGGGGUGACAUGGAUCCCUCACAUACCAGAGGCCUGAAUGGUGAAUAUCCCACAAAGCCUAAGGAUCAGCCCAGCAUUGCCUCUUCUGCUUCAUCAACCUCAGCGUUUCCUGAUGAGAAAGGAGCCACCAAGGCCCCAAGUGGCACAACACCAGAUUCCGUUCAUUCUGUCUCACUUCCAGAGAAGACUAUGGAUGUCCAGGCACCACGGGAUUGUGACCUUCCCACAGGGAAUUCUGUCCCUCUAAGCAGGGAGCAGGAUCUCACACAGCCAGAAAACCUGCAGUCAAAGGGAGCAGCAUCUUUGGACCUCCUGGAUAAUGGUCCUGUGGAUUGCAGAGAGGGAAGUGGCGAUUUGGAAUCCCCUCUUGCCUUUCCCACCCAGGGAUCAGACCCUUUGAAGGGUUCCCCAGAUUCUCCUGGUACUUGGAGAGGCCAGGUAGUGAAAGAGGAUUUGUCUCAGCCUGGAAAUUCAGCUCCAGAUUUGGGCUUGGCUGGAGCAAGCCUCGUUCCAGCUGCUGACAAGGAAUCCAAGGAAAAUAAGGAGCCGUCAGCCGAAGGGGAGACGCCUCCACAAGACUUCCAAAAAAACUCUGAACAAACCGAGCAACCUUUGGUCAGUGACAGUCUUUCACCAGAAUUAAUGGGUAUUUUAAAUGUUUGUUCAAAGCUGAAGGAUCUGAGGAGGAAAUCUGCAGCUUUCUCCGUUUCCCAAACUGCUUUUCCUGACCAGGCUCAGCCAGAGGAUACCUUGAGGUUGGGAAACCCCACUGUCAGUGAAGCAAAUAACUCCCCUGAGCCAUGCAAAGAGCAAGAGAACACAGGUCUGGAAUCUGGAGCUGCUCCCCUAGGCAUGGCACCUCAGGAUAAAUAUCCAGGAAUAAAUAUCCCUCUGGGUAUUUUCCAGCCUAAAUUGCCAAACAGGAGAAAUUCUUCUGUUUCCACUGUACAAGACAUAAAUACUAAAUCUGACAGAGCUGAGCCCCCAGUUCCAGUAAAUACUGGGGAAACCCCAGGAAACAAAUCCACCAGGCAGAACUUCAGCCCCUCUGAGUUCAUAGCAGAAGAAUUUCUCCCUGUGUGCCUGGAAGAAAUGGAUUCCAAUGAAUCUGUCAGUUCUGAACUCGUGGAAAAGGUUUCUGAGGGGAUAAGCAAAAAACAAAUCUGCCACCAGGAAGAGGAUCUGUUUGAAGAGACAGAAACUCACAACGCCAAAAGAUCUUUGGAGCAAGAUAAGGAGGAUCUUCAAAGCCCAAAGAAGGUCAAGAGGGAUGAAAAUGUGGAUGUUGAAGCACAAGACUUGCAGGUUACUUUUGCUGCUGUGCCUCAGAACCAAGUGGGAGUUGAUGAAGGUGGAGAACCUCCAGAUCUCUCAGCUAAAAGCCCUGACUGUCCUCAAAGCAGUGCCAGCAGCUCCCUGGACUCUGUUAGGGCUGACACAGAAUUAACAAUCCAGCCCAGCAGUCACAUGGAGUCCCAGCUUCUCACAGACAGCAUUUGUGAAGACAACUUAUGGGAGAAAUUUCAGAGCGGUGCCGUCACAGUUGGGGAGUUUUUUACCCUUCUCCAAGUCCACGUUCUGGUUCAGAAGCCCCGGCAGAGCCACCUGCCAGCCAACGGUGCAGUGAGUGCACCUCCUACCCCAGAGGAUCUCAUCUACAGCCAGUAUGUUCACCGGCCCAAGCUGCGGAUUUAUGAGGAGGAUUGCCAGGCCCUGUCUCAGAAAAUAGAGGAGUUAAAAACAUAUGCAAAUGUCCAGGAUCAGCCCCUGGUGAAUGUGAACAGGAGUUUGUGGGAGGUAAUGAGAACCUGCUCUGAUGAAGAGCUGAAGAACUUUGGAGCUGAACUGAACAAAAUGAAAUCCUAUUUCACCAAGGAGAGUAAAAUCUUGGCUCACAAUGAGAAGGAGACCUUGUACAGCAAACUGGUGCAGAGUGCCCAGGAACAACACGGGAAGCUCCAGGCAAGAAUAGAAAAGGUGGAUGAGCUGCUGAAGGAGGCAGAGAGCUGCCUGGUUGCUCUGGAAUCAGAUUCUUUCUGGCAUCAAGAGGAUGAAGUGGAAGGAGGGCAAAGCCUACAGAAAGAACUGGAAAGCCUUAGAGCCCAAGAAGAGGAACUUCAGAGAGAACUGUCAGCGAUGGAGACUGAGGAUGAGCAGAUGCUGGUUCAGAUGGAUGAGCUCAAGAAGGCUGAAAAAAGCUGUCAGGAAAUCCUGGAGAAAUACGACUUCACUGAGUGGGAGAUUAUGGAAUGGAGUGAGCAGCAGGCAGUCUUUCAUUUUCUUUAUGAUUCUGUGGAGCUCACAGUCGCGUUUGGACCCCCAAUAGACGGUGAUGAUUUUGGUGUAGAUCCUUCCAGAACCAUCGUUAGCCUGAACUUCGAAUGUUUCCUGGAUGUGGAACAAGCUCCACCCUCCUCCUGUUUAGUCCAAAGGCUCAUCUUUCAGUUUAUUGAAAGUCAGGGAAGCUGGCAGAAAAAGUGUCCCACGCUGUACUACUUGCCCCAGGUUCUCCAUGACAUCUCCUUGGUGGUGAAUCGUUGCAAAAUCUUGGGAGAGGAGAUGGAAUUUCUGGAGAGAUGGGGUGGAAAAUUCAAUCUUCUCAAGACAGAUAUCAAAGACACAGAGGUGAAGCUUUUGUUCUCCGCUUCUGCAGCUUUUGCCAAGUUUGAGCUGACUCUCUCUCUCUCUCCUGACUAUCCAUCUGCUCCACUUCCCUUCAGUGUACAAACCCACAUCGGGAAUAUCGGGAAGGAGGAAAUUUCUGCUGUUCUUUCCAGUGUUCCAGUUGGUCACCACUAUCUGCGGAGAAUAAUCACCCUGAUCCAUCAGAACCUGCUUCAGGAUGCCAGAUGACCUACUGGAUGCAUGGGCAGGACUGAAGUGGUUGGAAUGGGUAGUCUUUGAGUUUAUUCUUGUGAGAAUUCCAGCUGUCUCUCACCGGAAUGGGAAUGCUGUUACCCCCCCAUCUCUAGUAUUUCCGCCUAUUUAAGUAUUCUUGUAGUUUACACCAAGUAUUCUACUUGGAGUAGAUCACGAGUUUUACAAAAGCAGAGGUGUCUAAAGAGGAGAAGGAAGAAAUUCCUAUGGCCUUUUAUGAAUUCAAGCUGCCUUUUAUCUACUCUCAGUCACUCCAGGGGAUCGUGGCCUCCUUGGAAUGUCAUUCCUAAUGUGCAUAUUCUUAUGCCAUAGCCAGCCUCUUGCUUUAGUUCUGGGGUGAUUCUCAAAGCCCUUGGACAAAGCAAUGAUGAGGAUUCUCUAAAUUAACUAGGCUGGAGUUUCCUUUCACUGUCAUGAUUUCGUUAUCCAUGUACAAUUCAACAGAUCCCACCAGGUCUGCUCUUUAUCCGUCCCCUGGAGCCUCUCCCAGUCCAGACACUAUAUCCCUGCAUCUGAUUCAUUAACCAAUUAAACUGUAGCAAUUAACCAUGUGGCCAAAGUCAGAAAUAUUUUUGGAAUUAAGACUAAAAAUCCCUGUGCUUGGCCACUGACUUUGGGAUGGAACGGCCCCAAAGCCGGUGGUGUGACUGAAGUUUGUUCUGAGGUUCAGUGUAAGUCCAGCACAAUCUGGGGGUGCGGGUGCAUUGUCCCAGUUUGGAAUGCCUUGGAACUUUUAGUGAGGAGACAGAGCUCCUUAAGUUUAGUAAUAUCUGUAAGAUCUAGCUUGAUUUUGUAUAUAUUGUAUAUAUUAUGUGGUUUUUGCUGUUGGAUCUGGUCUCUCCCUGGCUGAGUUACAGAGCAGAAGCACCAACCCUGGCCCAGCUCUCAGUUCUCCAGCUGCAAAUCUUCAUGCCCUGUAAAAUAUGAUGAAUUUAAGAAUGUUUCCCUGUGUUUCAGUUUUUAUAUAUUUUGUCUUUUUACAAG